ACUCUUCCUUCAGGUGACUCUCAGCCAUGAAGACACUUGUCCUCCUCUCACUCCUUGCCCUGCUGGCCUUUCAGGCCCAGGCUGAUCCUCUCCCAGAAGCAGCUGAGGAGACUAAAACUGAUGAGCAGUCAGAGGUAGAGAACCAGGAUGUGUCCAUCUCCUUUGGAGACCCAGAAGACUCUGCUCUUCAAGAUGCAGCCUCAAGAAGUGUGAAAUGCACAUGUAGAAAAGAUGCCUGUAUACGUUCUGAACAAAUCUCUGGGGUUUGCAACAAAGGUCCAUUGCGCUUCAUAUUCUGCUGCAGCUGA
Chionomys nivalis (European snow vole) is the source of this 308-nucleotide messenger RNA. RefSeq names its product alpha-defensin 9-like. Lineage: Eukaryota; Metazoa; Chordata; Mammalia; Rodentia; Cricetidae. The transcript has 2 exons. The record is from RefSeq and is a predicted model, not a curated record. Gene Ontology annotation, cellular component: extracellular matrix; extracellular region. Gene Ontology annotation, biological process: antibacterial humoral response; defense response to Gram-positive bacterium; defense response to Gram-negative bacterium. Bases 27 to 308 code for a protein of 93 amino acids.